Nomascus leucogenys (northern white-cheeked gibbon) is the source of this 2023-nucleotide messenger RNA. RefSeq names its product UBX domain protein 11 (gene UBXN11). Gene Ontology annotation, biological process: proteasome-mediated ubiquitin-dependent protein catabolic process. Lineage: Eukaryota; Metazoa; Chordata; Mammalia; Primates; Hylobatidae. The record is from RefSeq and is a predicted model, not a curated record. Gene Ontology annotation, molecular function: ubiquitin binding.
AGGAAACCGCGUGAUAACAAGAUGGCGGCGCUGCGGGACGGCUAGCGGCCCUGCGUGGGAGUUCCUGACAGCUGGAUUCUAGAAGUAGAACUAUGAGCUCACCUUUGGCCUCCCUUAGCAAGACCCGAAAAGUGCCCCUGCCCUCGGAGCCUGUGAAUCCUGGGAGGCGAGGAAUCCGCAUCUAUGGAGAUGAAGAUGAGGUGGACAUGUUGAGUGAUGGGCGUGGCUCAGAAGAAAAGAUCUCAGUCCCUUCCUGCUAUGGCGGCAUAGGGGCCCCUGUGAGUCUGCAAGUCCCUGCAUCCCAUGACUCGGAGCUGAUGGCCUCCAUGACGAGGAAGUUGUGGGACCUGGAGCAGCAGGUGAAGGCCCAGACUGAUGAGAUACUGUCCAAGGAUCGGAAGAUAGCAGCCCUGGAGGACCUGGUGCAGACCCUCCGGCCACACCCAGCCGAGGCAACCCUGCAGCGGCAGGAGGAACUGGAGACGAUGUGCGUGCAGCUACAGCGGCAGGUCAGGGAGAUGGAGCGGUUCCUCGCUGACUAUGGCCUGCAGUGGGUGGGCGAGCCCAUGGACCAGGAGGACUCAGAGAGCAAGACAGUCUCAGAGGAUGGCGAGAGGGACUGGAUGACAGCCAAGAAGUUCUGGAAGCCAGGGGACUCAUUGGCGCCCCCUGAAGUGGACUUUGACAGGCUGCUGGCCAGCCUGCAGGAUCUUAGUGAGCUGGUGGUAGAGGGUGACACCCAGGUGACACCAGUGCCCGGUGGGGCACGGCUGCGUACCCUGGAGCCCAUCCCACUGAAGCUCUACCGGAAUGGCAUCAUGAUGUUCGACGGGCCCUUCCAGCCCUUCUACGAUCCCUCCACACAGCGCUGCCUCCGAGACAUAUUGGAUGGCUUCUUUCCCUCAGAGCUCCAGCGACUGUACCCCAAUGGGGUCCCCUUUAAGGUGAGUGACUUGCGCAGUCAGGUCUACUUGGAAGAUGGGCUGGACCCCUUCCCAGGCGAGGGCCGUGUGGUGGGCAGGCAGCGGAUGCACAAGGCCUUGGACAGGGUGGAGGAGCACCCAGGCUCCAGGAUGACUGCUGAGAAAUUUCUGAACAGGCUCCCCAAGUUUGUGAUCCGGAAAGGCGAGGUGAUUGACAUCCGGGGCCCCAUCAGGGACACCUUGCAGAACUGCUGCCCAUUGCCUGCCCGUAUCCAGGAAAUUGUGGUGGAGACGCCCACCUUGGCCGCUGAGCGAGAGAGGAGCCGGGAGUCGCCCAACACGCCGGCACCCCGGCUCUCCAUGCUGCGCAUCAAGUCUGAGAAUGGGGAACAGGCCUUCCUACUGAUGAUGCAGCCUGACAACACCAUUGGGGACGUGCGAGCUCUGCUAGCGCAGGCCAGGGCCAUGGAUGCCUCUGCUUUUGAGAUCUUCAGCACAUUCCCGCCCACCCUCUACCAGGAUGAUGCACUCACACUGCAGGCUGCAGGCCUCGUGCCCAAAGCAGCACUGCUGCUGCGGGCACGCCAAGCCCCGAAGUCCAGCCCGAACUUCAGUCCUGGCCCCAGUCCCGGUCCCCAAUAAAGCGCCCGCCCCCUCAACCCCCUGCUCCGCCAGGCUCUCAGGGGUGGGCCAUCUCGCCAGGCACGUAGGAAAGGCCUGGGACCAGCUGGGCUAGGGAGGGGGCGGUGCCGACCCGCCCCUUGGUAACUCGAGCCCCAGCUGGCGGGCCUGGCUGCUGGGUCUUUGUCUUCUAGGUUCCUCUUUCUCCCAAGGAGGGCUAAGUGGAUCCUGUGAAGGGAGGGAUGCAGGGGGGGGGAAGGAGCUGGCCUCAGCUGGGUUUACAUUCUCAGCUGGGACAGCAGAGCCUCACUGUGUACGUGUGCAGCCAGCAGCUACCUGUGCACAGGCACAGACCCACCAACUUGUGGGGACACUUCAACACCACACAAAGCCAUUUUGCCACUAGACCCAUGCCCCCAAACUAGCAGAACUGCAGCUGGGUACCCACCUCCCAUGACACACUCAUACUUAGCCAUUGU